This is a messenger RNA of Sapajus apella (tufted capuchin), 2324 nucleotides long. Its product is annotated as transmembrane protein 217-like. The record is from RefSeq and is a predicted model, not a curated record. Bases 631 to 1266 code for a protein of 211 amino acids. NCBI's taxonomy places the organism in Eukaryota, Metazoa, Chordata, Mammalia, Primates, Cebidae. The transcript has 2 exons.
CACCCACAUCCAGCCGUCCCCAAAGCUCGCUGUUCGCUCCUCUGCCUGACAGCUGCCCUGCCGCCACCAGGCAGCCCCAGUUUCCCCAGCCCGGCUUCCCCAAACCAGUCUUCCGGCCUCGGGGGCGCUCCAGGCCCGCGGGAUUAGGGAUUAGGAACUGGAAAGGUUUGGUCCAAUCCCCUUUCCCUCUCAGCGUCCUGGGCUCACCUCCCCGGCAGCUUAGCGCUCCUCUUCCAAAACUGCUUGCUGUUCUCAGCGGCCAUUGCUCUGGCCGGGGAAAGGCCUUGUAGGCGGGCCAAGGGGGUUGCCUGGAGAGAUGCCCCCAGACCCCGCAAUCUGAGGGCCAACCCAGGCCGCUUCCCCGCCGCCGGUCACCCACUCCCAGCUCCUGGGGACGCCAUCUUGGAUGUGGGCACCCCUCCACCCAGCGCCGCUGCCAUUGGUGAGCUGCGCAAACUGUGGAUGGGCCGACCAAUCGGGAGCCGGAAUCCUGCAAGCCGCUGAAGCCAACGGGUAACGUCAGGGGCAGGGCACACAGGUGGAUGGGGAAGGCGGAGCUUGGAGGAGCAGAGAGGCGGGGCUCAAAGUUCCUACCCUCGAGAGGGAAGAAGCAGGUAAAGAGGUCUCAGCAUGAAACAGCAGCGGUGGUGUGGAAUGACGGCCAAAAUGGGCUCUGUGUUGUCAGGGGUCUUCACCAUCCUGGCCGUAGACAUGUAUCUCAUCUUUGAGCAGAAGUACCUAGGGAAUGGCAAUUGCACUGAGAUCACACCAAAGGACAAGGGGUCAAGUGACAUCAUAAAUAACUUCAUCACCUGCUGGAGUUGGAAAAUCGUCCUCUUCCUGUCUUUCAUCACCAUCUUCAUCAGCUGCUUCCUCCUGUACUCAGUGUAUGCCCAGAUCUUCAGGGGCCUGGUCAUCUACAUUGUCUGGAUUUUUUUCUAUGAAGCUGUAAACAUUGUAAUACAAAUCCUCACCAACAUUGACUUCAGCAUUGAAGAGGUCAAAGUCAUGCGCUGGUUUGGCUUGGUGUGUCGUACACUCUUGCACUGUUUCUGGAUGUUCUUUGUCAUCACCUAUGCCCACAUAACCUACAAAAACCAGAGCCAGGGCAGUAUAAUUUCAUACAAGAGACGAAUUUCUACGGUGGAGUCUAUACACAGCAGAAAUAAAAGAUUAUCAGGUCUUCCUGGGCUUGGGAGCUCACACCUGGACGCCCAGCACUUUGGGAGGCCGAGAUGGGUGGAUCACCUGAGAUCACAAGUUUAAGACCAGCCUGGCCAACAUGGCGAAAACCUGUCUCUACUAAAAAAAAUAUAAAACUUAGUCAGGUGUGAUGGCAUGCACCUGUAAUCCCAGCUACUUGGGAGGCUAAGACAGGAGAAUCGCUUGAACCUGAAGGCAGAGGUUGCAGUGAGCCAAUAUUGCACCUGGGUGACAGAAUGAGACCCUGUCUCAAAAAAAAAAAAAAAUUAGCAGCUUUAUCCACCACUAUAAGCAAUAAUGUUGGCCCUUUUCUUUCCCCUGAGAGGGAGGUCUCUUAGGUUCCCAGGGCAGCUCUGUUUCCUUCCCCCACCCCCACUUUUGCUUAGCAGUCCUGCAAGUCCUGCCACUCUUUCAGGAGAACAUGGAGAGAAAAUGUGAUUGUAAUCAGAACUGGAACAUCCUGCUUAUUGAAGGUGUUUGGUUAAAGGAUAUUGUGAUUUAUCAAACCUUCUGUGAAUUCCACCUUCCUUAUUUGAUCAGUACCACCUAUUGGUCAAAAUGAGUGGAAUAAAAUGAAGCUGAAUUGCAGUAUGGCAAUCCUUUUUUCUUGGUCUUGGUUAGCCUUCAACCCAUAACUCUUUAAUUUAACCCUGGGAUAAGCAAAUCUGUAUUUAUACCUCAGAUUUUUGUGGCACAAAGUAUACUGUUGGUCCUAGGGUGGAUUUGUGCUAUGAUUUCCCCACUAUGUCUUCUGUUUUAUUCCAGAUAAGGAAAAUAAUAAAAAUAUAGAGAAAAUUCGUCCUUCAAUUUCUGUCUUGAGUUUCCCCACCCUUCCCAAAUUUGUCAAGGAGUAUGAAAGGCAUUUCCUUAAUCAAAGGUACAUGUUAAAUAUAUUUCUAUAUCUGAUGCUGUGCUGUACACCGUAGUGUGAACACUGUACUGAACAUUGUGUAUAUACUGUAUACAAAAAUGUACAAGAUAUGAAGCCUGACUAUGAGAAUUUUGCAGUUUAGUGGAAGAAACUAUUGUUUAUGAAUCAAUUAGCCAGCCAAACAUACAAGACAGUAUAUGAUUACACACUAUCACAAAUCAACAGACAUCACUUUGGAUUCAGGUUCAGA